AAGCCCUAAAAACAUUUGGCGGAAUAUAAAACGUUUACCAAGCAUCGUGCUUCGUCUUCUCUCUCGAUCUCUCCUCCUCCGCCGCACAGAUCCAGGACAGGACAGGACAGGACAGUUGUCUAUCUCUAUCUCUAUCUCUCUGCGAAAAUGGUGACGGCCAAGAAAACGAAGAAGUCACACGAGGGCAUCAACAGUAGGUUGGCUCUUGUGAUGAAGAGUGGUAAAUACACUCUUGGUUACAAGUCCGUCCUCAAGUCUCUCCGUGGCUCCAAAGGGAAGCUAAUUCUCAUCUCCUCGAAUUGCCCACCGUUGAGGAGAUCGGAGAUUGAGUACUACGCAAUGCUCGCCAAAGUUGGUGUUCACCACUACAAUGGAAACAACGUUGAUUUGGGAACAGCUUGUGGGAAGUACUUCCGUGUUUCUUGUCUGAGCAUCGUUGAUCCUGGUGAUUCUGACAUCAUCAAGAGCAUUCCUGGUGACCAGUGAUACCAUUUUCGAUUUUGUUUUCCCCUUACUUCCAUGGAUAUUCUCAAAUUUUAUGAGCAAAAGAUAUUGUGUUUGGUGUUUUAUUACUUUUACAUUAUGAACCGGAUAGGAAAAUAUAAAUUUUUUUUGACA
Messenger RNA from Brassica oleracea var. oleracea, 618 nucleotides. Its product is annotated as 60S ribosomal protein L30-2. The transcript has 5 exons. The record is from RefSeq and is a predicted model, not a curated record. Bases 148 to 486 code for a protein of 112 amino acids. Gene Ontology annotation, cellular component: cytosolic large ribosomal subunit. Lineage: Eukaryota; Viridiplantae; Streptophyta; Magnoliopsida; Brassicales; Brassicaceae. Gene Ontology annotation, molecular function: structural constituent of ribosome; RNA binding.